Molecule: messenger RNA, 1866 nt
Organism: Alternaria postmessia
Lineage: Eukaryota; Fungi; Ascomycota; Dothideomycetes; Pleosporales; Pleosporaceae
Exons: 2
Coding region: 1-1866 (621 amino acids)
Biological process (GO): proteolysis
Molecular function (GO): serine-type peptidase activity
Source: RefSeq, a predicted model, not a curated record
AUGCGCUUCCUCGACUACUACAAUAUGACCUUACAAUUUCAGUCCACACUGGGUUAUCUCAAAGCGCCACCCGCAGGCUACCAGCGAGCACCAUUCGACGUCAACGAAGCCCUAGAGGAGAUCAAGCAGAACGUGACUACGGCUGUCUACAAGAACCAAUACGAGUUUGAAGCACAGAUCCAGCUCCUAGUAAACCAGCUACGUGACACGCACGUUGUUCUCAACGCCGGUGCUCUGUCAGCAUUCUCUUUUGUCGGCUCAUAUGGACUUGUCAGUGCGUCUAUUGACGGUAAACAAGCACCGGAAAUCUACCUGGAUCAGGACUUGUACGAAGCCUGGGCCAUGAGCGAAUACGAAGCAUCGCCUGUGACCCACAUCAACGGGGUUGACGUGAUCGAAUAUCUGGAACACUUCGCCGAGCAGAACUCUCAAGGCUUCUUAGAACCACAUGCAGAUUGGAACGCGAUCAUGGACAGCCCUGCACUCGACAUCCAGGGUAUUCCGAGUACAUUUCAAUCGGCAAAGCUGUACCCUGGGAACGAGAACUUCUCUGAUACGCUCAAUUUUACACUCCACAAUAAUACUGUCAUCGAGACCAUCUGGUGGGCAAUCUGCGUCGAUUGUAAGGAGACAGGACCUCUCACCACCGGCGGUGACUUCUACAAUUACUUUGUUCUCGGGUUCCUGCCAGAGAGUUAUCGUGAAGGCGAGCAGUGGUGGCCAACCAUCGAAGACGAAGUAUCCCCUCCGACCAAUGACAGCGAAAAUAGUUUCAACUUCACAGCGGUACUGGAAAGCUAUUGUGACGAAGGGGCUACGUCGAGCCAAAACUGGUGCAUGAACAGCUUUGGCGCAUACCCAAAUAACCCCACGACCAUUCAAGUCGAUCUUUCUAUCGCAGGAGGAGGUAUCGUAUCUAGCUAUUUGUUAGAUGAGAAAUCCACCGCCGUCCUUAGCAUACCUUCAUUCUACCAGAACGGUGUAGACACCUCCAACUUUCGGCAAGCGAUCCGCGACUUCAUCGGCAACGCCUCACAAAGUCAGGUUUCCCGUGUCAUCAUCGAUCUGCAACAAAAUUCUGGAGGUCUUGUAUUCCUUGCCUACGAUACAUUCAAGCAAUUCUUUCCGAAUCUUGAUCCCAAUGGUGCAAGCCGCCAACGCAGUCACGAAUUGAGCAAUAUCCUCGGUGAAGCUUAUACAGAGUGGUGGGAUCAGUCAGGUCACAACCAGACUGAAAACUACAAUUGGGCAUCAAGCGAGUGGAUCGUCACCAACCGCAUCAACGCUGCUACUGGGAAGACCUUCUCAUCUUGGGAGGAGUUCUAUGGCCCUGAGGUCGGUAAUGGCGAUACGUUUUCAGGAAGUCAACAAUACAAUUUGUCCGAUGAGAAUUUCGACUAUUCCGCAUUUGGAGACUAUCCAUAUGGAUACGAUCCAGCCGACACUAUAGCCAACACUUCACCACCUUGGGCUCCUGAAAACAUAGUCAUUCUUACUGAUGGUCUCUGCGCCUCUGCGUGCGCUAUCUUUGUCGAGUUCAUGACCUAUGAAGCUGGAGUCAAAACCAUUGUCGUUGGUGGUCAGCCGAAGCCUGGCCCUAUGCAAGCAGUCAGCGGCACUCGCGGCGCAGCCGCAUACUCUGCUGACGCACUCGACUACGAUUUCGACGAAGGACUGAGGUAUCUGCCAGUUGACAAGCCUGAAGUAAUUUCGCAACUACCCAACCGCACGGAUAGAGGAAUGUGGAUCAAUUACGCCGGUUUGACAAUUAGGAACCAAGUGCACGGCACAGAGCUCACACCAUUGCAGUUCCAAUACCAGGCUGCCGAUUGUCGAUUCCACAGGGUAUCCAACGGCUCGCAAUGA